This is a messenger RNA of Ruditapes philippinarum (Manila clam), 3026 nucleotides long. Its product is annotated as heat shock 70 kDa protein 12A-like. The transcript is spliced from 5 exons. Lineage: Eukaryota; Metazoa; Mollusca; Bivalvia; Venerida; Veneridae. Gene Ontology annotation, molecular function: ATP binding; ATP-dependent protein folding chaperone. The coding region runs from base 137 to 1945 and encodes 602 amino acids. The record is from RefSeq and is a predicted model, not a curated record.
UAUGAAUUGGUAAAAUCUGAUACGACACGCAAUAAGGUUAUUUUUUCUUCCGGGUAAAUAUUUAGUCAGUCAAAUAAUGCGCAGUUCGUUGUUAGUGUAGCAAGGCUUUGUGGAUGCUUUUAUAGACAGAAGUAUCAUGGCAUGCUCUAAAAUAGACGUAGAACGAAACAAUCUAGUUGUGGCUGCCAUCGAUUUUGGAACAACGUACACAGGAUUUGCUUACUCAUUUAAAAAGAAUCCGAAACAAAUUUUAACAAGUAAAUGGACUGGUGAAAAUGUACGAACAGUUACGGACAAAGCACCAACAUGUGUACUUCUUUCACCCGACCAAAAGUUCAUUGCCUUUGGAUUUGAAGCAGAGGAAAAGUAUAAAGAUAUGCUGGAAGAGAAUGUUGAGAGAAGAGAAGAAUAUUUCUUUUUUGAACGAUUUAAGAUGAGCCUUUAUCAGACAAAGAAAUUAAAAUUGGAUACAAAACUUUCCGACGUACAUGGCAAAGAACUCGCAGCUCUUCAAGUUUUCACAGCUGUCAUAAACCAUAUAAAAGAGAAAUUUUAUGAAGAAAUGAGAAAUUCCCGUGCCGGAUUCGACGAAGAUAAUGAUGUCCAAUGGGUUUUAACUGUCCCUGCGAUAUGGUCCGAUUCUGCGAAACAGUUCAUGAGAAAAGCCGCGAAUGAGGCCGGGCUAAAUAAUGUAAAACUUAUUUUGGAACCAGAGGCUGCAUCUCUUUAUUGCUACGACGAGAAUUUAUGCAGAAUAGCAAAACUUGAUGGAUCAAAUGACUUCGACAAGUUUCCAGAAGGCAUGAAAUACAUAGUUGCUGAUUUAGGAGGUGGGACAGCUGAUCUUUCUGUACAUGAAAUUUUAUCUGACAGGAAUCUUAGAGAAAUCCAUAGGGCCGAUGGAGACGCUUUAGGUGGUAUGAUGGUCGAUUUAGAAUUUUUUAAGUUCUUUGAAGAUAUAUUUGGAUCAAAUGUUAUUCACUUAUUUUCAAAAAGAUAUCAAAAUCGUUUGAUGGAGAUUCGAGAAGUCUUUGAAACAAAGAAAAGGACAUUUAAAUUCAAACACUCUGAUGUUAUGAAAAUAAAGCUUCCUAUAAGUGAAUUAAAUGAAGUAAUAAAGGAGACUGAAGGACAAAACGCCGAAACAAUGAUUCAGAAAGCUUCUAAGGUAGAUGGUUUUGAAUCCCUCAUAUUGAAAAGAGAUAAAUUGUACUUUGGAAAAACUAUCAUGGAAAAAUGUUUCUCAAAAGCGAUUGAAGGGAUCGUUCAGUUUAUCAAUAAAAUGAGAGAAAACGAUGAAUUGGGGGAAAUCAACCAUUUGCUUUUGGUAGGCGGUUUUUCCGAUUCUACUUAUGUCCAACAAAUAAUCAGGCAGAAAGUUCCGGGUGUAAGAGUUAUCAUUCCAUUAGAACCAUCCCUUGCUGUACUGAAAGGAGCUGUUAUUGCAGGGCACAAUCCAAAACGUAUUACAGAGAGAAUCGCCAGAUAUACUUACGGAUUUUCACUUGGAAGGCCAUUUAAGCAAGGGGAAGACCCGGAGGAAUUAAAAUUUGUUGAAAAUGGAAUGGAAUAUUGCAGUAGCGUUUUUGAUAAGAUGAUAACAAAAGGUGAUAUACUCAAAGUUGGAGAUCGUUUCGGUACACCAUGUCUUCAUACUUUGAGCAAAUCGAUCAUCCCUGAAAUUCUAAUGAAAUUAUUACCUAUUUUUGCUGAUGUCUAUAGGUCCGAUGAGAAAGAUCCAAAAUACACAGGAGAAAAGUACGACUGCGAACGUGUAGGUAUAUUAAUGAUUCCACCGCCACCUUCUGGUUGGCCCCCUAUUUCGUUUCUUGUACAAGAGCUUGUAGCUGGAGAGGCAGAGUUUACAGUUCGUGCAUACAAUAUAAACUCCAUGACGUGUAUUGAAGGACAACUUGAUUUUCUACAUUCAAUUCCUAGGCACUGAUCUUUUUAUUUUCAGAUUUCAAAGUUGAAAUUGUAAAUCAUUGCAUGUCUAUUUAAAGAUUUCUUUUGCAAGUUUAAGUAAAUGUCAUAAGUUACAUAUUACUGUUAGUGCAAAUAAAUUAGUUCCUUUAAAUUGAACAUGUAAAUAAAUCUUUAAAUUGAUUUUUUUUUAAAUCAGUCCAUGAAAAAAAAAUGUUUUUACGGAGAGAUGUUGGAUUCCAAGUGUUCAGUUAUGUUUUAGAUAUAGUCGAUUAAGGAGGUAACUUGUCAAACGAAGUGGCAUCAUUACUACACUGUACAUAUUUUAAUGGGAUUUGUUUUGUGUGUAAUAUAUAUAAUUGCUUAUUGACACUUUCUUCAUUUAUAAUUUAUAAUGGUCAGUGUGAAUAGAUAAAUUGGCAAUUACAUUGAAAUGUGAUAUUAAAGUAUGUUUAAAGAUAGAAUAUCUUCAUGUUACAAAAUUGGAUUGUACAAAAUAUAAAUAUAAAAAAGACAAUUAUUAUGCAUCUACAAUAUUUGAUGAAGUACUAUAAUAAUCAAAACAAAAAUAAAACACCAAACAAAAAAGUGCACAUGUAAGAACAGUUAGUGGAAUAUAUGCACUGUUUCUUCAUUUGUACUAUAGAUAAUCAUGUUUAUCUGCUACAUAAUGUUUGCAUUCUGCUCUUUGGUUAUUGUGCCCCCACUUUGCUGGCGGGCAUUUAGAUUUACCCUUGUCCGUCCGUCCUUCGGUCCGUCCGUCCGUCCGUUCUCUUUUGUGUCGCACGUAACUCAAAAAGUAUUUGACCUAGAGUCAUUAAACUUUACAGGAAUGUUGAUCAGCAUAUGUAGUUGUGCACCUGGGUAUUUUCGUCUGGAUAUUUUUAGUAUUUUUAGAGUUGUUGCCCUUGACUUAGUAAAAUUUUGCAAUUUUUAACUUGUGUCGCAUGUAACUCAAAAAAGUAUUUGACCUAGAGUCAUAAAACUUUACAGGAAUGUUGAUCAGCAUGUGUCAUUGUGCAUCUGGGUAUUUUCGUCUGGAAACUUUUAGUAUUUUUAGAGUUAUUGCCUUUGACUUAAUUUUUUUUUUGCAAUUUUCAACU